AUGACGCAGUCUCAGCAGUAUGAGGUUGUGGACAUCCCUAGAGCAAAGCUGAACAAUGGAGCCAGCAUCCCGCUUCUGGGCCUGGGGACCUGGAAAGCAAGCGCUGACGAGGUUGGAGCUGUGGUGGAGAAGGCCCUGCGGCUGGGCUACAGGCACAUCGAUGAGGCUGCCAUGUAUGGCAACCAGGAGGGCGUGGGCCGCACCUUCACCAAGCUCUUCAAGGAGGGCAAGAUCAAGCGCGAAGACAUCUGGGUCACCUCUAAGCUGCACAACAGGGAUCACGCGGCGGACGCAGUGAGGCCAGCGAUCGAGAAAGUGCUGAAGGAGCUGCAGAUUGAGCAGCUGGACCUGUUCCUUAUGCACUGGCCCGUCAGCGGCAACAAGGGGGACACCGUUGACCCGCCAAUCAAGGAGACAUGGCAGGCCAUGGAAAAGCUGGUCGACGAAGGACUGACCCGAUCGAUCGGAAUUUCCAACUUCAGCGUCAAAAAGAUCAAGGAUCUGCUGUCUUAUGCGCGCAUCACUCCUGCAGUGAACCAGAUCGAGGUGCACCCGUUCUUCCGCAACCAGUACAACAUCGACUUCUGCCACUCGAAGGGGAUCCAUGUGACGGCGUACUCUCCCCUGGGCACGCCUGACAGCGCCAGCAUGAUGAAGAGGCAUGGAGACACACCCUCCUUGCUGCAGGAAGAGGCUGUCAAGAAGGUGGCUGACAAGCUGGGCAAGUCACCCGCACAGGUGCUGGUGCGGUGGGGCAUCCAGCAUGGCACAUCAGUCAUCCCCAAGGCCAGCAGCGAGCCGCACCUGCGCAGCAACCUGGAUGUACUCAACUGGGAGCUCCCCAAGGAUGACUUCAAGGCCAUCAGCAGCAUCCAGUUUCAGGCGCGUUUUGUGGAUGGCUCAAUGUGGCUGCAGCCUGAGGGCCCCUACCGCACACUGGAUGAUGUCUGGGAUGGCGAGAUGGGUGAGGAAGUCAAGAAGGAGGAGUAA
This is a messenger RNA of Coccomyxa subellipsoidea C-169, 990 nucleotides long. RefSeq names its product low CO2-induced aldose reductase. Gene Ontology annotation, molecular function: aldose reductase (NADPH) activity. The transcript has 9 exons. NCBI's taxonomy places the organism in Eukaryota, Viridiplantae, Chlorophyta, Trebouxiophyceae, Coccomyxaceae. The record is from RefSeq and is a predicted model, not a curated record. Bases 1 to 990 code for a protein of 329 amino acids. Gene Ontology annotation, cellular component: cytosol.